This is a messenger RNA of Labrus mixtus (cuckoo wrasse), 3686 nucleotides long. RefSeq names its product protein SSUH2 homolog. The record is from RefSeq and is a predicted model, not a curated record. Bases 100 to 1176 code for a protein of 358 amino acids. NCBI's taxonomy places the organism in Eukaryota, Metazoa, Chordata, Actinopteri, Labriformes, Labridae. The transcript has 12 exons.
CACACUUGCAGCAGGCAGCGUGUAACCGAUCACUGCAGAGUGAAGCCAACGGAGAACACUAACUAGAUUUACUGAAACCGAGCAAAAACAAUCGGCAGAAUGAUGAACAGUGCAGCAGUAUAUCCCGCUCCCUCCGCCCCUCCAGCCGACAUGUUCGGCACCGUUCCCGGCUAUGAAGGCACUGUGGCAGGAGGAGGAGGUUGCCUGCCCCCUCCUAUGCCCAUGGAGCCUGUAGCCCCGCCCCAGCCCGGCCCUACACCUGAAGACUGGAGCAUCCCCUCUCUGUCAGAGGAUGUGGCUCAUGAGGCGUUCAAGAGCUUCGCGUCGUCUAACUGCUGCUGGAGCAAAAGUCCUGCCAAUGACGGAGUCAUCACCAGCAUGGAGCCGUUCAACACCUACAGGUACCGACUGGAGACGUUCACUGAGUCCAGGUCAACUGAGUGGGCUCACAAACCUCAUGAAGGUGAGCCUGCUGAUUUCUACACCCAGACCGCCCCCCGACCCUGGGAGAUCCAGGCCACGGCCCCAAGCCUCUUCACCAAUCACACAGAGGAGAUCCGCGUGCCCUUCACCUCCUCCAUCAAGGAGUGCCACACCUGCCAUGCCUCAGGGACGAUGCAGUGUGUAGAGUGCCAUGGAAAUGGAUAUAAACCGUGCUGGGCGUGUAACGGCUCCGGGACAAAGAGCGACGAAAACUGCUCCCGCUGUGAUUCUACAGGCAAAGACAGCUGUACAGAAUGCAAUUCACGCGGAUCGAAGGACUGUGAAACCUGUGAAGGAAAACGACAACUGCUGACCUACAUCCAGCUCAAAGUUGAGUGGACUGAUAAUGUGGAGGACCACGUGGUGCAGCAGAACUCGGGUAUUAAUGUUGAUGACCUUCGCUCGGUGACCGGGAAGGAGCUGUUCAAGAACAACCAAUACCUGCUCUACCCUCUGUUCGGGUUUCCAAACCCGGCCAUAGCCGAGGCGUCUGAGCGUCUGAUCAAAGACCACCAGAGUAAAUACGCCCAGACCUCCAGGAUCCUGCAGCAGAGGCAGAAGGUCGAGUUGAUCCCCAUCACUAAGGUGAACUAUAAGUGGAAAGGAGACUCCCACGUUUACUACGUCUACGGCAACGAGAACCAAGUCAGCGCAGACAACUACCCCGCUACCUGCUGCUGUGUUAUCCAGUAGACACACGCACACACACACACACUCUUUAUUGGAGAGACAGGACAGUGGAUAGAGUCAGAAUUCAGGGAGAGAGAGUGGGGAAUGAAAUGCAGGAAAGGAGCCACAGGUGGGAUUUGAACCUGGGCCACCCGCUUGGAGGACUACAGCCUCCCUACAGGGGCACGACCUAACCGCUAGGCCAUCAGCGCCCCUCCUAAUUUCUGACUCCAUUUUUUUCACCUGAGAGGAAAUAACGUAUUCUACUUUAUGUAAAGAAAAUGUUAAUCCUUGAAACCACUAAUCCUCCUGUCGACUCUAAUUCAAGAUUCAAGAGUUGUAAAAAAAAAAAAAAAAAAAAGGAGAAACUUAUUGUUUGGGGAGGGAAACUAUGCUGUCAAUCCAUUCUCAGAGUUCAUUAUUAUCUCUGUGUGAAACCCGCCUGACGCUUUGACCACUACCAAAUAUUUCUGUCUGAAAAUACCUUAACUGAACAGUUUACAGAACAGCAUGUGCCAAAUAUCAUCCUCAGGAUUACUUGGAAACUUUAUAAGUCCAAUAGAUCGCUCUCUGAAAAACCUCACUUGGUUCCUACCUGUGUUCUUUGACCUGUGGUUUAAUGUCAUGUAAGAAAUCAAAACCACUUCAUUGUUUACAAAUCUGACCUGGGUUUUCAUGAUUCAGGAACAGAAGGUGAUACCUUUUAGUUUUCCAACAGGUCUGGUCGCAUUUUAACGUAUCAAAACUUUGGCUUAAUCUGCUUUUCUUCGCUAAAUAUUUGAGCUUAUAGUGACACACCAGCUGUUCACUGAGCUAGAGGACCUAAUGUUGCUAGGAAGCUAACAGCUAACAUGCUAGCACUUGUCAGUUUUAAUCACUUUGAAGCCUUUUUGUACAUUUUGUGCCUUUGGAAGAUUUGGCAAGUUUUUUCAUAGGCGCAACCCACAUACUCAGCUCUGCUGCUUAUCCCACAUACUCAGCUCUGCUGCUUAUCCCACAUACUCAGCUCUGCUGCUUAUCCCACAUACUCAACUCUGCUGCUUAUCCGACAAAUGCAUGUUCCUUACAAAUGUGGCACCAUUUCAAAGGGAAAUAAACAGGCUUUCCAACGGUAUAUAUUUGUUUAGAUCUCCUUUAAAAAUACUGCUAUCAUGCGUGACAAAAGAUCCCUAAUAUCUUUUGUAGUUUCAGAUUCAUUCAUCUUAAGUGGCUGUCAAUUAAUGGCAUAAAUGUGUCUAAAACAAAGUUAAAAUUUAACAAAGUUUAUGAAAAUAAAUCCCCAACUGAAUCCACAGAGCUAUUUAUUAUGGCAACUAGUUAAUCAAUCCUCAUAUAACUAUUUUGUAUAUUCUUCACAGUUUAGUAAAUAUCUUGGAUUUCAUCUUGAAUAAAAAGUAUUACCGUUAUAGCCUUCAUUUUUAGUGCAGGAAUAAGUUAUGUGUAACAGUUUAUUUCAAACACAAACAGACCCUGCUCGAUAAUCUACCUGAUGUUUGUCACAUAAUGAUGACAGACUUACCUCAGAAAAGCAGUAAAACGGCGAUAAGUAAUGUUUCAUGUCUCUUUUCUAAAACCAACAUCGCAUCAUGUCUUUGUGUUAAAGGCGGGGUUGGUAAUUUUCUCCAGAUCCACUUUUUCAAAUUUUGGUUGAAAUUGUCUUUAGGUCCUGACAGAAAUUAAAAACUCAUGUGCUCUGAAAAAGGACCAAAGAAAAUCAGUCAUCUGUAGCAGUUGUCACAUCCCAUUUAAUACAUUCACAGACAUGUUUGGAGAGAAGAAUCACGUUCAUUGUCUGUACGCCAAAACACAAGAGAUAGUUUGUUUGUGAAUUUGAAUAAAACUGUUGCCUGUAGUUUUGCUGAUUCACUGACAGCUGACAUCAACAGUUCAUGUCCCUUUAAAUGUAUUUGCUGUAGUACAUCAGGCGGCCUGCAGAGGGCGCUAUGUGUUUGUUUUAAGUGUUGAACAUGACUCCAUGAACCUGCCCCCUGCUCUCAGUACCCCUCAUGCAUUCAUGUGGUUUUUAAUACUUGACCACAAACUGUACGCUCUCCACUUCUGCUUUUCAUAAAUAAAUGUUUUAUUGUCAGGUGCUGAAAUGUCUCAAAUUUAUAUUCAAUGUUUUAUAUCUGUAUUUGUUUCUGUUCAUGUCUUUGUUUAAUUUUUUUCUUUUUGUCAGAGUUAAAUUUUUGAACAAUUGACUUUUACUUCUGGGCUGUCAGAGCGUUCUUAAACACACUAAUGAAACAUCAAUAAGACAGAAAUAGCUGACGUUCAUCGUCUCAAACUAACACGAUGCUGCUGCAAUUCGAUGCACCUUUUUUUUGUUUUUAGUGGAAUGGCCCUUUAUCUGAACUGUAACAACCUUAAAGUAAUCUGACUAACGAGCCGCUCUGCUACUAACCUGAUGGACGUAAUGAUGUUAUGAAUCUUUAACUGUAACUCUGUGGGCCAAAAUAAAAAAAAUGAUGCUACAGUGGAUCAUGAAUAUGUUUCUGUCAAACUGAAAAUAAAGUCUGAGCCCGACCUAUUCU